AUGUCUACAUCCUUUACGGAUCUUCUGCGUGAGCAAGAGGAAGUAGCGGGGUGGAUUCAAAGAUUCUGGGCUAACGUAUGCAAGUUAGGAAAGGACAAGUUGACGGGAGCGGUUUUAGAGCAAAGACAGGGUUUGCUCAACCGGUACUGGGACACGUUCCUUAGCGGGCAUCGUCAAUUGAUGCGAUGCAUGGAGGCGAGUUCUAGUUUAUACGUCAAAGAGGACGCCUUUUCGGUAACGGAAGAAGCUUACCUCGACGCCGCCUCCAUGAUUUCCCAUCACCUGAAGGAGCUGCAGUCACCUGGACCAUCGCAAAGCCAACCGUCCAAUCCUGCGCCUACGCCCCACCCGCAACUACCAAAAAUCGAAUUGCCGAAAUUUUCGGGUGAUCCGUUACAAUGGGAGAGCUUUCGCGACCUUUUUAAAAGUCUUGUACAUGACGUCAGCCAUUUACCUGAUGUGCAAAAGCUGCUCUAUUUGAAGUAUAGUUUGACAGGUGAGGCCGCCGAGGUCAUUCGGAAUACGCCAACAGACUCCGGCUUCAAGGGAGCAUGGGAAGAUCUGGAAGCCCGGUACGGUAACUUUUGUCUGUUAUCGUUUUCACAUCAUCGUGCGCUCCUCUCGUGCCCACCAGCCCUGCAGCAGUCAGCUGGCGAAUUGAAGCGGCUAUUGGACACUUUCCGCCAGGCGAUCAGAGCGUACGUUGCACUAAGGAAACCCGUUACUUCAUGGGAUGAGUGGUUUGUAUACUUACUAAGCCAAAAACUUGAUAAAACUACUCACCUUGCUUGGGAGACCUCUUUGGCGGAUAGUCGGGAAAUCCCGCGGUUUCAGCAAUUAUCGCAGUUCUUGGAAAACCGGAUCCAAGCUCUAGGCACUGCCGGCAUGACUGACCCAUCGCUCCAUGCUGUGUCACCGGCAAGUUCCAAGGAAGUCAAACCUAAAAUAAAGGGAGGAGCGUCAACCAAAGGCGUUAACUCUACCGUCUUAGCCGCAGCGUCGAAGUCACCCCCGGCCCGGAAAUGUCCGGGGUGUUCGGGCACCCACGGUCUAGGAUUUUGUCAUAAAUUCAAGGCGCUGUCGCCGGCAAAACGCAAGGAAUGCGUGCAACAGCUGAAGGCCUGCUUGAGCUGUUUGAAUGUAGGACACGAAGUGGGUAAGUGUCCGUCUAAACAAGUCUGUUUAGCUUGUAGCAAGCGACAUCAUACGCUGCUUCACGAGGCGCUGACGGCUCCACCGACAAGCGCACCAGGCCGUGAAGGCGGACAGCCGGCACCAGAAGACGCUGCCUCGACGUCGGACGAAGCAACUCCGCAGGUGACCACCCUCUCUCUAUCGGUCGGAUCAAAAGCCGUGGCCUUACUCGCAACCGCCAAGGUGAGAUUAGAGGCGCCAUCAGGAGAAACCGUAGAGGUCCGAGCCCUUCUGGACACCGGCUCCGAUACCUCCCUCGUCUCAUCGUGGGUCGCUCAGGCGCUACGUCUUCCACGGCGGGCGGUGCGAGUGGCCAUCUCAGGCGUCAAGGAUAAUGAGGUUGGAGUCGCAACCGGAGAGGUAUCCCUUGUGGUUCGACCCCGACACACUUCGGACUUCCGAUUACCCGUUCGAGCGUUGGUACUCCGUAAACUAACGUCGCUGCUCCCGAGUAAAAGCAUCGUGGCAAAGUCUUGGCCGCAUAUUACCGGUCUCACGCUUGCUGACCCCGAGUACGGAGUUCCGGCUCGGGUAGAUUUACUUUUAGGUGCGGAUGUUUGCGGAACGCUCAUUGGUGACGAUUCGCGCAGAGGGCCAGAGGGUACUCCAACGGCGAAACUCACCCCUUUUGGCUGGGUGCUCAUGGGACCAGCCUCCGACAACAAACCCAAGGCGGAGACGGCCGCCCGGGUUCUACACUGCCACAGCGAGGACUCCACAAGCCCACUCCUCCAGCGUUUUUGGGAGCUGGAAGAAGUUCGAGAACGGGCUCCGAUGUCAGAGGAAGAGGAAAAGUGUGAGCGUCACUUCCUCGACACCCAUGCUCGAGAUCCUUCGGGACGCUACGUGGUGCGCCUUCCCUUAGUAGUUGUUCUAUGCGGAUUCUAA
Molecule: messenger RNA, 2082 nt
Organism: Osmia bicornis bicornis
Lineage: Eukaryota; Metazoa; Arthropoda; Insecta; Hymenoptera; Megachilidae
Exons: 1
Coding region: 1-2082 (693 amino acids)
Biological process (GO): proteolysis
Molecular function (GO): aspartic-type endopeptidase activity
Source: RefSeq, a predicted model, not a curated record